AUGUCUGGGACCAAACCACCCUGUGAGGAGCUGUGGGACUCUGAUCCAGAGGACACAUCAAGGGAGCUGACGAAGGUGGUGUGUCUGGAGACAGACCUGCAGGAUGGACAGAUGAUGGAGGUUGAAGUGGGACAUCACAGCGUGCUGUUGACACGCAGUGAAGGCAAAUACAGUGCCAUUGGUAACCAGUGUACACAUUAUGGAGCUCCACUCAGCAAAGGAGUUAUUUCUGGCCACACAGUGCGCUGCCCGUGGCACGGCGCCUGUUUCAACGUCCAUACAGGAGAUCUGGAGGAGUACCCCGGCAUGGACUGUUUACCCUGCCACAAGGUCACAAUUCAAAACAACAAAGUGUAUGUGUCUGUAAACAAAAAGACUCUCAGGCAGGAGAAAAGAUUAAAGAGUAUGGGACUUUCAGUACCAGGAGUUACUCACACUGUGCUGCUGCUGGGAGGAGGAGCUGCAUCACUGAUCUGCGCUGAGACUCUGCGGCAGGAAAACUUUGGCGGCAGAAUCAUCAUGGUCACCAGAGACGACCUUUUACCUUACGACAAAACACGACUCAGCAAGGUUAUGAACGUGGAGAACGACAGUAUUCUUCUGAGGAGGAUGGAGUUCUUCCAUCAGUACGACAUCGAGGUGUGGCUCAGGAAAGAAGCCGUGUCAGUGGACACAGACAGGAAGACAGUCACAUUUGACGAUGGUUCAGUCCAGAGCUAUGACCAUCUCCUCAUCUCAACAGGCUGCAGAGCGAAGGGACUGGAUGUGCCCGGCAUGAAGUUGGACAACAUCAGGAAGUUGGAAACACCAGAGGACGCCCGGAAAAUCCACUCUGCCUGUCUGGGCUGCAGCGUCGUCCUCGUGGGAACUUCUUUUGUCGGUAUGGAAAUUGCAUCUUAUUUGAUAGACAAAGCCUCCAGUAUCUCGGUGGUCGGCAGCAGUGAGCUGCCGUACCAGAACACACUGGGUCGUGAAAUUGGCAAAGUCACCAUGAAGAUGCUGUCAGAAAAAAAAGUAAAGUUCUACAUGAAUGAUAAUGUGACGGAGGUCAGAGGUGUGGAUGGCAAGGUGAAGGAGGUUGUGCUUAAAAGUGGAGAAGUUAUCCCAGCAAAUGUUUUGAUUGUUGGUAUUGGUGUCAAAGCGAACUCGGAGUUCCUUCGAGGCAGCAAAAUAGAGACGGACUCAAAAAACUUUGUAAUAGUGGACAAGUAUAUGCGCACCAAUGUCCCCACUGUGUACUGUGGGGGAGACGUGGCCACCUUCCCUCUGGCGAUGGCCAAAAACCGCCUGGUCAACAUUGGACACUGGCAGAUAGCACAAGCACAUGGGAGGAUAGCAGCUCUGAACAUGUUGGAUAAACCAACUGAACUCAGCUCAGUUCCUUUCUACUGGACCGUCCUACUGGGUGAAACCAUCCGAUAUACAGGUUAUGGGGAGGGAUACACUGACAUUGUAAUAAAAGGAAAGAUUGAGGACAGGAAGUUUCUGGCAUUGUACAUCAAGAAUGAUGAGGUCAUAGCAGCAGCGAGCCUGAGCUACGACCCAGCAGUGUCCGCAGUAGCCGAGAGGUUCGUAGCAGGGAAAGUCAUCACGAGGAAAGAGGCUGAAUCAGAUGAACUGAGCUGGCUGAAGGUGUCCCGACCUACACUUUCCUCCACUCUUCCGCUCAACACGUCAUCUGUGCAAUGUUAACAUGCAGCCAACUGUCUCUUCGUCACCACCGCUCUCACCGAAGACAAAGACAAUCUUACAGUGAAGUUCAUAUUUACAGUGUUGAAGUAUUGGAUUUAAACUGUAAACGUCAUACACUCAGUGUUCAGGUGAGGGGGACUCCACCAUGCAAACAACAGAUACCUCAGAUGGAUGCCGCUUUUGGGACUUCUUUUGUAAUCUUAAUAUUUUUUUUAAUGAUUUACAUUUUAUUUUACAUUUUAUUUCAUGGCCUUAUGUCUGCACAGGUUUUUCAGUGACAUCACAUUUAAAAUGUCUCAGUAUGUUCUCCGCUGUUAAUCUUUAAAAUAACUUGUAUUGGGCUGCUGGAAAAACACAAGUGGCCUUAAUGCCCACUGCGGUAAUGUACGUGGUCCGGUCAGUGAGUCGGAGGGGGGAUUAUGUGCUCAGCUCUUUGAAGCAGAGAUGCUGAAAUAGGCAACGGUAACAAAACACACCAACAGGCAACAAUAGGCCUUUCGACAAACAGCCCAUAAAUGCAGUGUGACAAAACCUUCACAAAAGAAAUGCUGCGUUUUUUCCUCUCUUUCCCCCUCUGUCUUUCUGCUGGUGUAUCACUGUCUUUACUUCACCCCUCCACAUUUACUUUUAGCUUCACUCUCCCUUCCUGUCAACAGCUCGCCUCAGUCCACUGUGUCCAGGGUUCAAGUGGUGCAGAUAUUUCACGGCCCACGGUUUAUAUGUUGUACUAUGUUGUAUGUAUUUAGAUCAUGAUCAGAAUAUCGGUAUACCUUGUGAUGUAAAACAUUUUUCUGGAUAAUCAAUUGAGAAAUUGUUAAUGGAAAAAAUAACCAGACAGGAAACUAUUUUCUUUUUAGCUAAUAGAGCAAAUUCAAUACCUGACAAAUCAAGGUUCUUCAACACAUUUAUGCGGAAAAUUAUAUUUAAAAAAAACAAUAUAUAUAUAGGUCUACAUAAUAAUUUAUUUUGCCACUGGUAUAUAUCGUCAUACAUGUUGCUUUCCAUUCUUGAAGCUAAUACUAAAAUAAUUUCCAUCGUUCUGCUCAUCUCACUGAUGAAACAUAUGUUCUCCUUAGGAUUUUAAGUAAAACAUGUUCUCUGCAGCUUUGUUAGCAAUGCAAAGUGAGCCCUGAUGCCCAGGUAAAAAUAACAGGAAUGUAUUUGUCAUUUAAACUUUUUUGUCUUGUGUGUUUCACUUUGUUCAUGCAUAAAAAUAUCUCAGGCACAA
This is a messenger RNA of Cottoperca gobio, 2920 nucleotides long. Its product is annotated as apoptosis-inducing factor 3-like. The record is from RefSeq and is a predicted model, not a curated record. The transcript has 19 exons. Lineage: Eukaryota; Metazoa; Chordata; Actinopteri; Perciformes; Bovichtidae. Gene Ontology annotation, molecular function: oxidoreductase activity, acting on NAD(P)H; 2 iron, 2 sulfur cluster binding. Bases 1 to 1692 code for a protein of 563 amino acids. Gene Ontology annotation, cellular component: cytoplasm.